Molecule: messenger RNA, 174 nt
Organism: Pochonia chlamydosporia 170
Lineage: Eukaryota; Fungi; Ascomycota; Sordariomycetes; Hypocreales; Clavicipitaceae
Exons: 1
Coding region: 1-174 (57 amino acids)
Source: RefSeq, a predicted model, not a curated record
AUGAUAUGUCAGAGCUCUCUGACGGCCAUGUUGAGUCGUCAAGCUUGGGGUUGUGUAUGGUUGCUCCUCUUGAGCCACGGCGCUCAUGCCAACUUGCUUGUUAAGUCAACUUGCUGGAAACUCUCUCGUCGAAGGCGCACUUGCGCAUUGACUUCCCAUUGUGCCUAUAAAUGA